Messenger RNA from Doryrhamphus excisus (bluestripe pipefish), 7410 nucleotides. It is a transcript of the gene ago2, whose product is annotated as argonaute RISC catalytic component 2. Lineage: Eukaryota; Metazoa; Chordata; Actinopteri; Syngnathiformes; Syngnathidae. Gene Ontology annotation, biological process: regulation of DNA-templated transcription; regulatory ncRNA-mediated gene silencing. The record is from RefSeq and is a predicted model, not a curated record. Gene Ontology annotation, cellular component: RISC complex. Gene Ontology annotation, molecular function: endoribonuclease activity, cleaving siRNA-paired mRNA; protein binding; RNA binding.
CUAGCUUUUCACUCCGCUACCGUUUUGUGAGUUGGGGGGAUGGGGACGUGCUGAGAAUGAGCGACUCCAAGUAUUUACCAAAUAUAAGUAUUUCUCAACUCGGAUUCCCGACUUUUGUACAGAUAACUACUUUUGGACCACGUAUGAUUUUCGAUUUGAAUUUGCAAACAUAAAGUGGAGUAUUUUUACGGCCACGACACUGGUUUAAAAGUCGACAAAAUGUAUUCCACUGCUGGAGCUACUGAGAUGUUUGAGGGAACCCGUUCCUCGGGGUCAGCAAGCUCUGACCCACCAUCUUCCCCCGUGCCAGAAUAUGUGUUCAAGCCCCCCUUGAGGCCAGACUUUGGUACAGUGGGCAGGACAAUCAAGCUGCAGGCCAAUUUCUUUGAGAUGGAAAUCCCCAAACUGGAAGUUUACCAUUAUGACAUUGACAUCAAGCCAGAGAAAUGUCCCAGGAGGGUCAACCGUGAAAUUGUAGAGCACAUGGUCCAGCACUUUAAAACACAGAUCUUUGGAGAUCGAAAGCCGGUGUAUGAUGGCAGAAAGAACCUGUACACUGCCAUGCCUUUGCCCAUUGGCAGAGACAGAGUUGAGCUUGAAGUGACCAUUCCUGGCGAGGGCAAGGACCGCAGCUUCAAAGUAUCCAUCAAGUGGGUGUCAUGUGUUAGCCUGCAAGCUCUGCAUGAGGCACUGUCAGGGCGGCUACCCGUUGUCCCCUUUGAGACCAUCCAAGCGCUGGAUGUGGUCAUGAGACAUUUGCCCUCUAUGAGGUAUACUCCAGUGGGCCGCUCUUUCUUCACCCCUUCAGAGGGAUGUUCGAACCCCCUGGGAGGCGGCAGAGAAGUGUGGUUUGGCUUCCACCAGUCCGUCAGGCCUUCUCUUUGGAAAAUGAUGCUCAACAUUGAUGUUUCUGCUACCGCUUUCUACAAAGCCCAGCCUGUCAUCGAGUUCAUGUGCGAGGUCUUGGAUUUCAAAAGCAUUGAAGAACAACAGAAGCCCUUAACAGACUCUCAAAGAGUUAAAUUUACCAAAGAAAUCAAAGGCCUGAAGGUGGAGAUCACACACUGUGGACAAAUGAAGAGGAAAUACAGAGUUUGCAAUGUGACCAGAAGACCAGCCAGCCAUCAAACGUUCCCCUUACAGCAGGAGAACGGCCAAACUAUCGAAUGCACAGUGGCGCAGUACUUCAAAGAUAAGUACAAGCUCAUGCUGCGAUACCCUCACCUCCCAUGUCUACAAGUGGGACAGGAGCAGAAGCAUACCUACCUGCCUUUAGAGGUGUGUAACAUAGUGGCUGGACAACGCUGCAUCAAAAAGCUGACAGACAAUCAGACCUCCACUAUGAUCCGUGCCACUGCCAGAUCUGCCCCAGACCGUCAGGAUGAGAUUAGUAAAUUGAUGAGAAGCGCCAACUUCAACACUGAUCCUUAUGUCCGUGAAUUCGGAGUGAUGGUGAGAGAUGAGAUGACGGAAGUGAACGGCCGUGUUCUCCAAGCACCAUCCAUUCUGUACGGAGGCAGGAACAAGGCAAUAGCCACGCCAAUCCAGGGAGUGUGGGACAUGAGGAACAAGCAGUUCCACACCGGCAUUGAGAUCAAAGUGUGGGCCAUCGCUUGCUUCGCGCCACAGAGACAGUGCACUGAACUUUUGCUCAAAGCAUUCACAGAUCAGCUCAGGAAGAUCUCCCGGGAUGCAGGCAUGCCCAUACAAGGCCAGCCUUGCUUCUGUAAGUAUGCCCAGGGUGCAGACAGCGUGGAGCCCAUGUUCAGACACCUCAAGUACACAUACCAGGGCCUCCAGCUGGUUGUCGUCAUCCUACCAGGAAAGACGCCCGUCUACGCUGAGGUGAAGCGUGUUGGAGAUACAGUCCUUGGCAUGGCCACACAGUGCGUGCAGGUGAAGAAUGUCCAAAAGACGACGCCACAGACACUUUCCAACCUCUGUCUGAAGAUCAACGUCAAGCUGGGCGGCGUCAACAACAUCCUGCUCCCUCAGGGCCGGCCUUUGGUGUUUCAACAGCCUGUCAUCUUUCUUGGUGCUGAUGUAACUCAUCCUCCUGCAGGAGAUGGAAAGAAGCCGUCUAUUGCGGCUGUUGUUGGUAGUAUGGACGCCCAUCCUAGCCGAUACUGUGCCACAGUUCGGGUACAGCAACACCGCCAGGAGAUUAUCCAGGACCUGGCCACCAUGGUGCGAGAGCUGCUCAUUCAGUUCUACAAGUCCACACGCUUCAAGCCCACGCGAAUCAUCUACUACCGUGAUGGCAUCUCUGAGGGCCAGUUCAAUCAGGUUCUUCAACAUGAGCUACUGGCAAUUCGAGAGGCCUGCAUCAAGCUAGAGAAGGACUACCAACCUGGUAUUACAUUCAUAGUGGUCCAGAAGAGACACCAUACCAGACUGUUCUGUACGGACAGGAACGAGAGGGUUGGAAAGAGUGGAAACAUCCCUGCAGGCACCACCGUGGACACCAAAAUCACUCACCCAUCCGAAUUCGAUUUCUACCUUUGCAGUCAUGCUGGCAUACAGGGUACCAGCCGGCCGUCCCACUACCACGUGCUCUGGGACGACAAUCACUUCUCCGCCGACGAGCUGCAGGUCCUCACCUACCAGCUGUGCCACACGUACGUACGCUGCACACGCUCGGUUUCCAUCCCGGCGCCCGCCUACUAUGCCCAUUUGGUGGCUUUCCGUGCACGCUAUCACUUGGUGGACAAAGAACACGACAGCGCCGAGGGCAGUCACACAUCCGGCCAGAGCAACGGGCGCGACCACCAGGCCUUGGCCAAAGCCGUUCAGAUCCACCAGGACACCCUGCGCACAAUGUACUUCGCCUAAGACUGCACGGCACCAGGUUGGCUCGGGCGAGACCCCACUGACAACACACACUACCCCUCGCUGUGUGUUGCUUUUACAGCGUGAUCUCUCUACCUAACACAACUGGCAGGUACCCUCAGCCCAUCCAAGCCAAACUGGCUGUCACAACUUGCAAAAGAAGUCCUCUUUCUUGGGGUUGGAGCUAUGUCCUUGCUAUAUAUUUGUAUAUCUUGUGGGGAAUUAUGUUGCAAAGUAUGAAAGGAGUAUUGUUAUUCAAUGUAGUGCUUUAUGAAUUAGGAGAAGCACCUCACCUCCCUAUUUUUUUAAUCAUGUCAAAAGCGUUUCAUUAGUUUGACACGUUGUUGUUGUUAUUAUUAUUAUUAUUAUAUUAUUAUUGAACAGCCAAUCACAGCAAAGCGCACUGACAAGAAUGGGUACUUCAAUCAGGACUUAAGUACUUAAGACUUUCACAUAGGGGCACUAUGUGAUGAAAGUGCCAUUGAGUGAUCACCUUCCUCUUACGUUUGUUUAAUUCUUUUUCAGUAUUUGUCCCCAGUGACCAUUCUAUGCCAAAUCUGGGACAACUUAUGGAAUCCUGAUAACCAACACUUAGAAUUUCAGAGGAGGGCUUUUAAUGAUGUCAUAGAACAGAUGUUUUAAGUUUUGACUCUGAUUCAACUUCAUUCCCGUGUUGAAAUAACGUAUUGGGACUGGUUCCCAGCAAACAUACCUUUUUUUUAAAUACUCUGAGCCUUGUUAAGAUGCACGAUUUACAAAUCAAAGAGGGGAACAUACAACUGUCCCCAUGUCUUUCUAUAGAUUGUUUUUAAUUGGAGUCAUUUUUUCUAAUGAAUUUGCAUGUAGCCAACUACUGUUUUCAGAAAUGUUUUUUUCCCCUUCAUAAACAACCCUCUCUAUUUUUGAUGCAUAGUGGAUUCAGCAGUGUCUUUUGAGUCGGGUGUUGGUGUGUUGUUUCCAUAGCGACACACUUGGUACAGUGGCCUGAAAGCUGCAAUACUUUAAAGAGAUCAAAAUUCCUUUACAAAAGAAACAUUCUCUCCAAAAGCACGAGUAUGUUUUUUAUGCAAAUGACUUUCUCAAAGUCUUUUUAUGAUGAGGUAUAUUUUGAAUAAAUCUUCAGUGGAGACUGCCGAAAGUAAUGUUUUAAAAAAAACAAAUGGCCCAAAUGUUAUCUAAAUGAACACUAUUUGUGUAUAGAGUCCAAUGCAAAACAUUCUCUUGCCUUUCAAAGACUGUUAACAGUCUCAAGUCAGUCUUGGACUUUUUCUAUCGUCCACUUUUAACAAGUCUAAGCUAGCAAAUGUUCCUAGUAGUAGUGGAUGGGGGUGGAUGUAGUCUAUAUGUUCUAACUAUGCAUUGUUUUUAACAAAGAGAUUUUAGCAGGGGGAUGUUUCACUCACCCGAAGCUGGUGUGUUUAUAACUGUAGAUAGGGCGCUUUUUAGUUGGUUGUUAAUCAAGUUGCAUUUAGUCGCUUUUUGUGUGGUCCUUUUGUAACUGUGUACAUUUUCUAGCCGGACAAUUGGGGGCCUGCUCUCAGCCAAAUCGGAUUAUAAAACCUUAACAUGAUAAGCAUAUUCAAAAAAAAAAAGACAGGAAAGCACAAAAAGGACCCUGAGCGAGACGUUUUCACUGUAAAGCACCUCACUAGCUUUUUUUUGGUCAAUAUCAAUAAAAAGAGACUUAUUCUCCCCCUCUUACCUGUAAAACAACUAGAAAUCCGACUGACUGUGUUUGUGGGGCAUUCUGAACACCAUGUACUUGAUAUUUACUGUUAUGAUGUCAAUAUUGUUAUUAUUGGUGCUGGUCUCAAAGCAUGUACAUUUGGAUGCACUUUUGAUAGCAUAGCAUUGGUAUGAGCUCCAAUAGGCGUGUGUGUGUGUGUGUAUGUCAAUACGUUUUGAAAUGGGAGUUUUGGCCAUAUUGUGACACUGGUGUAAUUGUACGGAAAUGGCCUUGUGUUCUACCUCUUGUUACCUGUUAAAAGUGGAAUGGUAACAUCACACUGCUGGCCAUUUCUGCAUAAUUGCCCUUGCUAUCGAUCUAAAUGGCAUUUGUUUUUGGAGUCUUGCAAUGACAGAUGAUUGGUAUGCGUGGUGGUGAACACGCGUAGUGUUUUCAUGUAAACUAAUAACGCGGCGAGGCGAGGGAAUGUGUGUUUUAUUUUCUCCAUGGGGGGUUCAGAGCGUUGAGCUGCACGACCAAAUUCUUGAAGCAUGUGUGGUUGAUAUUCGCACACCAUUUUCCCUUAGUUCUUUUCUAUCAAUUAACUCUAUGCACCAAAAGUCUCUUGACACCUUGAUUUUGUUUCCGCCGAUCCGAGUCGUUACAACAAGCGAUCAUUCCGUACUUAAACUAAAACCUAGAGUGCUACAUACGCAAAGAUGAUUGUGAGGUAUGUAGUGUUGGUUCUGGCCUUUUGACGCGACUGUUCUUGUCUCUUAAGGACUGCAAGCCCUUCCCAGUCCAGUUACAAGUAGCCGUUUUGGAAAAAGACCCUACCUGGGGAAGUAUAGCGUUGGACGAAAGUGUCAUUCUUUGUUUCAAAUCUUUUGUUGCGUCUCGGUGUUUGACUUGACCUACUACUAUACCAGCACCUUAGAAUGCCAGAACGUAAUUGCUUGUACCUUGAACUAUAUAACUCCAACUUUUGACAAUGUUCGUUUUGCACUAAAACAACAAUGGACUUUGUAGCUUUUUUUUUUUUUUUUUUGCAGCAUUUAGGUGAUGAAUGAUACCUUUUUUGUACUUAUAAAGAAAGCAGUAGAUGCCGUGGGUCGCCACCGCCAAACUGGCCUUGAUAGCCUUAGCCCAUGCUAAUCGUAACAGUGCUGACAGUUACCAUCUGCAUCCAGCAUUCUUUUUUUUCCCCCCCAGAAAUAUCCUGAUGCCUUUUUUUUUAAAAUGUUAUAGCUUGAGAGAUGGAGGCGUUUACCCAAACUGUCACUCGGUCCCCAUUCAGGACUGCAAUAAAGCUAGUUUUCCACCAAGCGGUGCAGCUCAGUUCCGUUUCAGCACUGAAUGGUUUUAAUUGGCCUGUGCUUCUACCUCUAAUCAAACAAUAAAUACAUGUUAAGUAGUAUACCUGUAAACGACAUACAACUAGGUAUUGUAACACGGAAGAAUGAAUUUACUGUCCAGUAUAGUCUUCAUGCUGUGAAGUGCACUACUUGGCUCCAGCCAGCAGAGGCGCCGUUGAGGCCAUCCACGGUGGAAAACUGAGCUGCAUCCAAUAUACGUACAUAUCAAUAUAUACCAAGGAGGAAUUUAACCUCUAACCCGCUAUUAAUGCUAGCCGCGUGGAUGAAUGUGGCACCAAACGUACCUAUUUUUUUUUACCUGCAUUUCACAUAUACUUAAUUUAAAUAAAAUGCACACAUUCACCUUACUUAGUCUUGCUGCUUUUGGUGUAUCUUGGUGCGGCCAAGACGUACUAAAUGGCUGACAUAAGCUAACUGAAAUGUCAUUUCAUGAUGCAGGUCUUUCACAUGCACAGGAACAUUGUGUUAAGCAUUCCAGCAUACAAGCAGGCACAUUUCAGUAUGCCCAUUAAGUCAAAAACCAUGACCCCUUUCCCUUCAUUGCUCCUGAUAACAAUGAAUGUACUUAGUCCCUGUGUGCUUUGUAAUGUUAUGUCUAUCUUUUUACAUUUCUGGCCUCUUUUUUUGUAUUAUUUGGGGGUUUGCAAGAUAUAAUUCAUUGCCAAAACCCACCCAAUGUCCCAAAUGGGUUUUAGCUUCUGGGAGAGAAUUGUCUGACUUUUGCGUGUUUAAGGGGGUUUAACAUACACUACAAGCAGUGUGCGUAUUUAUAGUGGUAGCCCGGUUUUCUUUAUUACUUAAACCAAAGUUAUUUAAAAAAAAAUAUGUUAAUCUAAUGAUUCUGUUCCAUGCACCCAAAAGUAUGAACAAAAAUGCAUUUUAUAGAGAAUAAUUAUACACAAACAGAUUAGAAUGUCUAGCCCUUCUCACUUCCGCCUUCCUUACCUCACCCCCUACACGUCCAAGGCCAAAGGUCACGCACGUACAAAACAAUAAAGUUUACAUUUACGACUUUAUUUGAACAUUCGUAACAGAGAUUUUUUUUCUCGGAAAUUUACACGUUUUUUUUUCUUGAAAUUUAUGACUUUAUUCUCUUAAAUUUGUGAUGAUUUUCUUUUCAAUAUGGCCCUAAAACUGAGUCGUAAAAAAAAAAAAUUGAGAAACACAAUAUUACGAGAAUAAAGUCCUACAUUUAUGAGAAAAAAUAGGCAUAGCCUAAAUGUACCAAAUUUACUAAAGCAAUAUUACCCCCUUUUUUCAUAGCUGUCUCAGGCAAUGCCUGUUAAGAUUUUUUUUUUUUACAACUUCAUUUUCAUGAAUUUUCAACUUUUCUUGAAAUCUCAAGAUUUUUUUUUCUGGCCCUAAUACUCAGUCAUAUUUUCCUAAGCCAAAUCGGAUUUGUCGUCGAGUACAAAUUCAAGAUUUUGCCACUCUUUUGUGUCCACAUCUGUGUGUGUGUGUGUGUGUGUGUGUGUGUGUGUGUGUGUGUGUGUGUGUGUGUGUGUGUGUGUGUGUGUGUGUGUCACGAGAGGUGUAGAU